AUGCCGUGGUUGAUGCUCUCGCUGCUGAUUUUCGGCACCUCGCUAUGCCUUGCAGUUCCAGCCUCACCCUCGUCCAGCGCACAGGCAUCGCAAUCCACAGCCUGUGGUGCUAUUGUAAAUGAUCAAGAGAACAGUGUCUUCAAUGCCAGCUUUGUCUAUGAAUGUCUCACAAGCGUGCCUUUUAAUCCGGCUGUUGCAUCGCAAUUUCUGGACUACUACAAUGACACGCUCCAAUUCCAAAGCACUUUAACGUACCUCAAAGACCCGCCGCGCAGUUAUCAGCAGCCUGGGGUUGAUUUGCUGGGAGGUCUAGCGGCUCUGAAGAAAGGCGUUGAAGACGGCAUCUUCCCCAACCAAUACGAAUUCGAGGCCGCACUUCAGACUCUCCUCUACGCCUCGCACGAUAGCCAUGUCAGGUUGAAUGCAGGCAUUCUUGCUGCCUUCUCGUUCUCAAGUCCUCAAGAAAUCGUCUCACUGUCUCUGGAUGGAAUUCAACUUCCUCAAGUUUACCUGGUAAAGGAUCUUGCCGACAGCAACUUUCUCUUGGCUUACAAACCAUCCCCCAUUAUCUCAAUCAACGGCGAGGAAGUUGUUACCUAUCUCACGAAAUUCGCUGGGAAGAACUCCAUUGGCAUGAUCGAGCCCCACGGAGACUGGAAUCAAUUAAUGCGCAGCGCGGCUCAGGAUAUCCAAGGCUACCGCAACACCUUCACCACGGCGACCUUCUAUCCUGGUGACACGAUUACAUUCAACCUUGGAAAUGGCACCAAUCUGACUGAGCGAUUUCAGGCAACUUAUUAUGAUCUAGGUGACACUGGGCCGUUGCAAACAGGAGGCGAUUUCUACAACUCCUUUGUCCUCGGGCUUCUACCGGCUUCGUACGAUCCAGACUUGGUCGACAACAAUACUAUUAAUAUCACCGCUAUAUUAGACGACCCUGGUUCAUUCGAUAACGCGACGACUGCAUCACCAACUGCAGCGCCGAGUGCGGCGCCAACAGCUUCCAUUUCAUCCGAACCAACAUGUGGCAGCUGGUUCAAUCUUGCGUAUCCAGACUGCGCAGAUACUUUCCAAAACGAUCUAGGUACCUACGGGGGAGGCUUCGUAUCCGGCUACUUUCUCAACAGCACGCAGGUUGCCGUCCUCAGCAUCCCCUCUUUUGACGCUCUAGAGCAAGAAGCCGGCACUUUCGACUCUGCGAUCCUAGAUUUCAUCACGACAAGUCAGAAAGCGAACAUGAAGAAAAUCGUCAUUGACCUUCAAUCCAACUAUGGAGGGUCCCCUCUUGUGGCAGUUGAUACGUUCAGGCGGUUCUUUCCAAACAUCGACGCCUUCCAAGGUUCUCGCCUUCGAGCCCAUCCUGCGGCAAACGUGAUGGGAAACACCAUAACGGAGUACUUUGGACUUUUUGAAAACACUGAUGAGAUGUACGCGGAUCUGAUUAGCAAUGAAUGGGUAGCAACGACCAAGAUCAACGCCGAUACAAAUCAAUUGUUCAAAUCUUGGCCAGAGGAAUUCGGCCGCCCUCAAUCCUUCGAUGGAGACAACUUUACAACAACGCAACGAUAUGAUCUUGCGGACACCUUCUUUGACUCCAUAGCGGUGGAUGAUCAAAACAAAACCUUUACAGUCUUUGGAUAUGGGUCAAAUGCAGCUCCUGCAAACGCUGCUCCAGCCUAUGCUGCCGAGGACAUCAUUAUCCUUACCGACGGAAUCUGUCACUCGUCCUGUGCCCUCUUCGUCGAAAUGAUGCACCACGAGGCUGGCGUCCGAGUCGUGGUAGCGGGUGGGCGACCGGAGACAGGGCCAAUGCAAGGAGCAAGCGGUAGUCGCGGAGCAAGCAUCUACUACACCUACGAACUCGACCAAGACAUCCAAUUCACGCAAGAAAUCUUGGAAGAAUCCAUCUUCGACUCCUCGUUCGCGAACCCCUAUUUCCUGCCCAACCGCACGACCGAGCUCACAGUGCAGGUCUCAUACGCUUCGAUCAACCUGCGCGACCAGGUGCGAGCAAACGAGACUGUGCCGCUGCAAUUCGCCUACGAGGCCGCCGACUGCCGGAUCUUCUACACGCCCAGCACGUUCUACAACUACAGCGCGCUCUGGCAACACGCGGCCGACGCGAUCUGGGCGAACCCCAGCCUGUGCGUGAACGGGUCAACAGGCUUCGCGUCCCAGGCAGGCGCGAAGAGCGAUCUCAACGGUCCAUCCGCUGACUCUAACGCGGGCACGGUAACGGCGAGCGAUAUCCUAGGCCACCUGAACACAUCCGACACGUCCUCGCUCCCCUUCCUAACACACGACACCAACGGGCUCGACGACGGCGCCGACCCGGUCUCCAAGGCGAACCCCGUCAAGCGCUGCAAGAGCAACGACGACUGCGCCGCGCUGGGGAAGUCGCACCACUUCUGCGCCGUCGUCCCGCUGUGUGACGCGAACCUCAACCCGACGGUGACGACGGGGCUGUGUCUGAAGAAGUGCUCGAAUGGGCCGCAGGGCGCGCCGGAGUGCAAGGCCGCGGAAACGUGUCUGCUUUCGCAGCUCAUUUGUGAUAAGCCCGGCCAUUGUGUGAGGGAGAAUUCGACGCCGAAUAAGCAGGCGUUGGUUCCUAAUAGUGCGGCGACGGUCCCGCAGGGCGUUUGUGAUCUGAUAUGUAAUGGUAAGGGUGGAUUGAAGGCUGUGAAGAAGUCCGGGCCAUCGUGA
This is a messenger RNA of Hyaloscypha bicolor E, 2703 nucleotides long. RefSeq lists its product as uncharacterized. NCBI's taxonomy places the organism in Eukaryota, Fungi, Ascomycota, Leotiomycetes, Helotiales, Hyaloscyphaceae. The transcript has 3 exons. The coding region runs from base 1 to 2703 and encodes 900 amino acids. The record is from RefSeq and is a predicted model, not a curated record. Gene Ontology annotation, molecular function: serine-type peptidase activity. Gene Ontology annotation, biological process: proteolysis.